Messenger RNA from Erinaceus europaeus (western European hedgehog), 5433 nucleotides. RefSeq names its product lysine methyltransferase 5B (gene KMT5B). Lineage: Eukaryota; Metazoa; Chordata; Mammalia; Eulipotyphla; Erinaceidae. The record is from RefSeq and is a predicted model, not a curated record. The transcript is spliced from 12 exons. Gene Ontology annotation, molecular function: histone H4K20 methyltransferase activity; protein binding. Gene Ontology annotation, cellular component: nucleus. The coding region runs from base 262 to 2832 and encodes 856 amino acids.
CGCGGCCGGCGCGCACUCCUUUUCGUGUCCUUCCACCGCGGCCGGGCGGCGUCCGGCGGCUCACCGGGGGCGGCGACGCGGCGGCGGCGGCGCGGGCGAUGAGGUGAGGGCGCCCGGGCGGCGGCGGCGGCGGCAGCGCGCGGCGCCUCGAGCCGGGACUCGGGGACCCGAGGCCGGGGGCGGCCGGUGAGGAGAUUGCGCCGGGCCGACCGGGAGCUCCGUGGAGAGACUCGAUGCGCCUGGCGCCGGUCGGCUGUGGGCAUGAAGUGGCUGGGCGAAUCCAAGAACAUGGUGCUGAAUGGCAGGAGGACUGCAGGUAAUGGUAAUUCAGGACUCGAAGGACAGAGUCGAUAUGUACCAUCUUCUGGAAUGUCCGCCAAGGAACUCUGUGAAAACGAUGACCUAGCGACCAGUUUGGUUCUUGACCCCUAUUUAGGUUUUCAAACGCACAAAAUGAAUACUAGCGUCUUUCCUUCAAGAAGCUCAAGACAUUUUUCGAAAUCCGACGGUUUUCCUCACAACAACCCUGUGAGGUUUCGGCCUAGCAGAGGACGGCAGGAGGAACUGAAGGAAGUCAUUGAGCGUUUCAAGAAGGACGAGCACUUGGAGAAAGCUUUCAAGUGCUUGACCUCGGGUGAAUGGGCGCGCCACUAUUUUCUCAACAAGAGCAAGAUGCAGGAGAAACUGUUCAAGGAGCACGUAUUUAUUUACUUGCGAAUGUUUGCCACUGACAGCGGAUUUGAAAUCUUGCCUUGUAAUAGAUACUCGUCAGAACAGAAUGGAGCCAAAAUAGUUGCAACGAAAGAGUGGAAACGAAAUGACAAAAUAGAAUUACUGGUGGGUUGUAUUGCCGAACUUUCAGAGAUUGAGGAGAACAUGCUGCUUAGACACGGAGAAAACGACUUCAGCGUCAUGUACUCCACAAGGAAGAACUGCGCUCAGCUCUGGCUCGGCCCCGCCGCCUUCAUAAACCACGAUUGCAGACCUAACUGUAAGUUUGUUUCGACUGGCCGAGAUACAGCGUGUGUGAAGGCUCUGAGAGACAUUGAACCCGGAGAAGAGAUUUCUUGUUAUUACGGAGACGGGUUUUUUGGGGAAAAUAACGAGUACUGCGAGUGUUACACCUGUGAAAGACGGGGAACUGGUGCUUUUAAAUCCAGAGUGGGACUGCCUGCGCCUGCUCCUGUUAUCAACAGCAAAUACGGACUCCGAGAAACAGAUAAACGCUUAAACAGGCUCAAAAAGUUAGGUGACAGCAGCAAGAAUUCAGACAGUCAGUCUGUCAGCUCUAACACCGAUGCGGAUACCACUCAGGAAAAAAACAAUGCAACUUCUAACCGAAAAGCUUCCGUCGGCGUCAGAAAGAACAGCAAGAGUAGAACGUCGUCGAGGCGGUCCAUAUCAAGAAUUCCGGCUUCUCCCAAUUCUACCUCACCUAAGCUAGCUCAUCUACGUAAUUCCAGGGUACCAAAGAAACUGAAAAAGCCUGCGAAGCCUUUGCUCUCAAAGGUAAAACUGAGAAAUCAUUGCAAACGACUGGAGCAAAAGAGUGCUUCCAGAAAGCUCGAAAUGGGAAACCUAGUCCUCAAGGAGCCUAAAAUAGUUCUGUAUAAAAAUCUACCCCUCAAAAAGGACAAGGAGCCAGAGGGGCUGGUGCCCGCCACGGCGUCGACUGGGUGCCUGACCAGACAUGCCGCCAGGGAGCACAGGCAGCACUCGGGGAGAGGGGCCUCGCUGCUGCCGGGGGCCUCUCCCUGCACCUAUGGCACCAGGCGCUCCGCGAGGACAAGGACAGGCGCCAAGGAGACCUCUGACGCCAGGCUUGAACCAGAUCCGCUGGACGGCUGUCGGGACGGCCCGAGGGACCCUUGCCCCGACAGCAGCGAGCAGCCAGCCCCCGAGAGGGAGAGGGAGAGGCGGGAGGCAGAGCCGGCUCAGGAAGCCGCGCCCCCGGGGGAGGCCAACAGCAGCAGCAGCGGCGCGGCGACGAAGAAAAAGCCGCGGUCGGGGAAGCCCGCAAAAGCCUUCGCGAGAGCAGAGGACCCCACGGCGGGGCAGGAGUCUCCUGGGAGGGCCUGCGGGGUGCCCGACGGGACCAGGACCGGGACCCACUCGGCCCCUGCUGAGCACAGCGGCACCGAGGUGCCCGGAGGCUACACAGACUGGACUCCUUCCCCCGUGGGGGAUUCGGUCGUGACGUCCGAGGGCUUCAGAACUGCCAGAAGUAAGAAGAAGCGGCGGAUCACGCGCUACGACGCCCAGCUGAUCCUGGAGAACAGCUCGGGGAUCCCCAAGCUGACCCUGCGCCGGCGGCACGACAGCAGCAGCAGGACGGCCGAGCAGGAGGGCGACGGCGUCAACUCGUCCAAGAUCAGCAUCAAGCUGAGCAAGGACCACGAGAAGGACAGCAACCUGUACGUGGCGAAGCUCAACAACGGCUUCAGCUCGGGGCCCGGCGGCGGUGGUGGCGGCGGUGGCGGCGGCGGCAGCAGCUCCACGAAGCUGAAGAUCCAGCUGAAGCGCGACGAGGAGAGCCGGGGCUCCUACUCCGAGGCGCUGCGCGAGAACGGCGUGUGCUGCGGCGACCCCCUGUCCCUCCUGGGCUCCCAGAUGCAGGUGGACGACUACGGCCAGUACGAGGAGGAGAGCACGGACGAAUCCUCGUCCUCGGAGGGGGACGAGGAGGACGACAACUACGACGAGGACUUCGAGGACGACUUCAUCCCCCUCCCGCCGGCCAAGCGCCUGCGGCUCAUAGUGGGAAAGGACUCCAUCGACAUCGACAUCUCCUCCCGGAGGCGGGAAGACCAGUCGCUGAGGCUCAACGCCUAGUGAGCGUGGGCCUGGCCCGACCGGCCCGGGGGGACUGCUCUGGGGACACAGCACCCCGGCCCACGCUCGCCCCGGGCCCCAGUGACAGCACUUGGCGUCUGCGCCCUUGAGCAAAGUCCUGUAGACCGAGUACCGCCGGCUGGCCCUUCUGAAGUCUGAUCCUGCAGAUCUUUGCUGUGCAGAUCUUCAGCCACCUUCUUCCUUGCGAUGCUGAGGUAGCGGUCGAGCCUGGCGUAAAGGCAGGGCCCGAGCAGAGCAGCACUGGGCAGCGCCGGCAGCUCACGCACGCAGGAUGCUUAUUCCGUGUGUGGCUCUCCAGUCUCCUUCCCUCAGCUUCUCGGAGCGGCUGUGACAGCGGGCUCUGGAACACACAACUGAGCAACCAUUUCAGACCGAGCGUAGGAGCAGCCCGCUGCGGUUUCCAGCUCGUGCUGACGUCACCAGCAAUGACCUUCGGCUUUUUGAGCUAACUGCUAGACGUUUCCCCCUCGGAUUCUGCCGGUUUCACACCGUCUGCUGGCCCAGGUGGACUGUUUCUGGCCUUGGCUAACAAGCAGAGCGGCGGCUGGGAGUCAGAUCGGUUCUUUGCCAAGCAGACCAGCACAAGUACAGUGACUGGCGCGAGAGCUCACUCCAGCCUGCGCCCCAGGGCGGCAGUGGGCCGGAGAGUCCGUACGGCGGCGUAUUUAUUGCUUGUCAUGUAAAUUACAGACCUUGUAUUUAACACUUUUCAAUCCUUUUAGAUAAAAUUGUUCUUUGCAAGAAUGAUUGGUGCUUAUUUUUUCAAAACUUUGCUGUGAACAAUGUGACGACAAGAAGCAACGUGUGUCUGAUGAACUCGAGCACUCUGCGUUUGGGUCAAGUCUUCUGUUGCACUUGUAAAAUGCUACAGGAAUAUUAAAAACGAUUCACUUUAACUUAUAAUAGUUUAUGAAAUAAACACAUGAGUCACAGCUUUUGUUCUGUGGUGACCUAUAAAAUGUUUGUCUAUGGAAUUCAGUGUAAAGAACUGAAAACAAUGUAUUAUAUGUUGUAAAUAUUUGUGUGUUGUGAGAGAUUUUUGUCAUAAGAAAUUAAAAGAACUUACCAGGAAGGAGUUUUAAGUUUAGAAAUAUUCAUGCCAAUAAAAUAGGAAUUAUAAAUAUCUAGUUUUGAGCACUGCAUCAGUGGGAGUUCUUGGUUUAUGUUAGUUUAGGGAAAUAUCAAAGGUUGUUUUUUUUUUUUUGCUAUUAUCAGUUAAACAAAAAGAGGAGUCAGAUUUUUUUUUUUGAAGCACUUUUGAGAAGAGAAAUUAAGUAACUUAAUGAGCAAAAUUUUUUUAUUACUACUUUAUGUCCAGUACUAAUCUUUCACUUCUCUGGCUUAUUUUGCAAAUUUAUUUUGGACAGAGACUCGGGUCUGGGGAACAGAAACCUGUAGCAGGUGUUUCCGAGAAAGGUGCAUGUGGUUCCCGAUUCCCAGUGUUCCGAAGUCAAAUCCACUUAGGGUUUCAUGUGGCCUCUCUAGACAGGGAGCCAGGGUCUGAGAACCUUAAAAGGAGCGGCCUGUAACAGCACACAGCCCCAAGGACAGAGCCCCCACACCCAGACUCCCUGCUGUUGAUCCAAGUUCCAAAAAGUGCCCCCGGCCCAGGGUUCGAAUUCUCUUCACCAUUGUCAUAGUCCUACAGAGUCAGAGUCUCGUCCUUGUUUGUUGGGGUGCAGGUGAAUCCCUCAGGGACGAGUGGGGCCAGGGCCACCUUCUUGCAGGCAUCACACGACCUCACAUGACCCCUUUGCUCCUUCUAGAUUUCUCCACCUGGACCCGUAGGGUGGCCUUGGGGGCACCGGCGCGCUUUGCAGACACGGCUGUUCCUCAGUGUCCCGUGUCCCUGAGUAGGAGCAGUGAGACCCACGCCCCGAGGAAAGGAAGGCAGAGGGCCCUGGGUCCCCCCCUGGUGUCCCUCCCUCGUGUCCUGGGGGUGCCGUGAAAGAGGUUCAGAGCCAACACUGAGCAGACAGUGUUUCAUGGAAUACUAACAAGUAGCUAUUUCAGGGACUUCAGGCUUUUUCCUUUUUAAGGAAAAGUGAGCGAGACACCCCAGCCCUGCUUUUCUCCACUGUUCAAUUACUUUAACUUAUUUCUGACUUUUGUCAAGACCUUCCCACGGCCUGCCCUCAGCGGGCACGCACAAGCGCCCAGCAGCCUCCGGCGCCUUCCAGGGAAUCCUCAUUUCCGUUUUCAAGUUUGGGGGACCCCUGCCCCACUGCAGAACUUGACGGUGACUGCUUGGCAAAGCUGGUGUCAGUAAAGCCCCCGUUGAGCUUCUGCAGUGAUGGGUCAAGAACUCGGCACUGUAAGAAUUAGGAGACGAGCUUAGAGGUCUAUGUCGAGUAUUCAGUUUUCAAAUUGCUGUUGUCAAUUGUUUUUGCUGAGUUGUGAUACUUUUGAGAUACAAUGUAUUCCUUGUACUGAAAAGAAUGAAAAAAAAAAAGGACUUUUUCAGCAUUUGAGGUAAGUUCUUUAAUGUUUCAUUAAAAAAAAACAUUUUUUACAAAUAUUUUGUACAUGCACUUGCAGUAUUGAGGUUAAUCAUUUUAAUAAAUUCGGAAAUUAAAACAA